Messenger RNA from Homalodisca vitripennis (glassy-winged sharpshooter), 5917 nucleotides. RefSeq names its product clustered mitochondria protein homolog. Lineage: Eukaryota; Metazoa; Arthropoda; Insecta; Hemiptera; Cicadellidae. Gene Ontology annotation, cellular component: cytoplasm. Gene Ontology annotation, biological process: intracellular distribution of mitochondria. Gene Ontology annotation, molecular function: protein binding; mRNA binding. The record is from RefSeq and is a predicted model, not a curated record.
AGGCACAUGUGCACAGUGCAAGUGCAGUCUGCAAAAUUGUCUGUGGGGUUGUGGUUGUGAAAAGUGUGUGUGAAAAUUUACCAUGGCAUUGGAAUCCUCGGUCGAAAAUGGUGUUUCAGAAGGAGAACUGGAAAACGGAGUUGACGUAGGCCUUGUCAAGUUAAACACAAGCAAGGAAAGCACAAAGGAUCCCGGGGGGAAGCCGCUAGCCAAUGGGGUGUGUGAGACAAAGGAAAAAGAACUAGUCAAUGGCAACUGUAACGGAACCGAAGAGGUGGAGAAGGGAGAAACCGAGGCCAAUGAGAAAGGAAGUGACAAGAAGGACGAGCCCGAGGUGGUCUUUAUACAAGACAUGGGCUUCACCGUCAAGAUUGUCAGUCCAGGAACUGAGGCUUUUGAUAUUCAGGUAUCCAGCAUGGAGCUAGUACAGGAGAUCCAUCAGCUGUUGAUGGACAGAGAGGACACCUGCCAUCGUACCUGCUUCUCUCUCCAGCUGGACGGAAACACUCUGGACAACUUUGCAGAACUCAAGAACAUCGAAGGACUCAAGGAGGGAUCUGUCAUCAAGGUGGUAGAAGAACCGUAUACAAUGCGGGAGGCACGGAUCCAUGUGAGACAUGUCCGUGAUCUACUCAAGUCCCUGGAUCCAGCUGACGCUUACAACGGAGUCGAUUGCAGCUCCCUGUCCUUCCUCAACGUCAUCACACAAGGUGACAUCCUAGAAAAGAAGAAGAGUCGAGCGGAGAGUGUGGACUGCACACCCCCAGACUACAUCAUGCCCAGCUGCAAGGAGAGACCCCUGUUACCCCUUCAGCCCUUUGCUAAGGAACAGAAAGGCCCCCAAUGUAUCAAGGUGCUGACCACCUCUGGGUGGAACCCCCCGCCCGGGUACCGCAAGAUGCAUGGAGACCUCAUGUACCUGUACGUCGUUACCCUGGAGGACAAGCACUACCAUAUCACAGCCUGCACUCGUGGCUUCUUCCUCAACCAGUGUACAGAAGAAGAGUUCAACGCCAAGCCUGCCGUCCCCUCGCACCUGUGCCACUCGUUGAUUGAACUCCUGAACCAGCUGAGUCCAGCGUUCAAGCGGAAUUUCUCAGUGCUGCAGAAGAAACGAACUCAGCGGCACCCGUUCGAACGUGUAGCCACGCCCUAUCAAGUGUACGCCUGGGCCUCCCCUCUCACAGAGCACACUGUGGAUGCCAUCCGUGCCGAGGACACGUUCUCUUCGAAGUUGGGUUACGAGGAACACAUCCCUGGCCAGACGAGGGAUUGGAAUGAGGAGUUGCAGACGACGCGGGAACUGCCUCGCAAGAACUUGCCGGAGAGACUGCUCAGGGAGCGGGCGAUAUUUAAGGUGCACAGUGACUUCGUAGCGGGGGCGACACGUGGUGCGAUGGCUGUCAUCGACGGCAAUGUGAUGGCCAUCAAUCCUGGAGAGGAGUCAAAAAUGCAAAUGUUCAUCUGGAACAACAUCUUCUUCUCGCUGGGAUUCGAUGUGAGAGACCACUACAAGGAGUUGGGCGGCGACGCUGCUGCCUUUGUAGCCCCUAGGAACGACCUGCAGGGAGUCAGGGUAUACAGUGCGGUGGACCUGGCAGGCCUGUACACUCUGGGCACAGUGGUCAUAGACUACAGGGGCUACCGUGUCACAGCUCAGAGCAUCAUCCCUGGCAUACUGGAGCGAGAACAGGAACAGUCCGUAGUCUACGGCUCCAUAGACUUCGGCAAGACAGUCAUCUCCCACCCUAAGUACAUGGAUCUGCUAAGCAAGGCGGCCCAGCAGCUGAAGAUAUUGCCACACAAAGUGAUGAAUGACAAGGGAGAGGAGGUCGAACUUUGCUCGAGUGUUGAGUGCAAGGGUAUCAUUGGCAACGAUGGACGCCAUUACAUCCUGGACCUGCUGCGGACCUUUCCUCCCGAUGUGAACUUCCUGCGGCUGCCGGGUGAGGAACUGAGCCGCGAGGUCAUGGCACUCGGUUUUCCUAUCGAGCACAAACACAAGCUCUGCUGUUUGCGGCAAGAACUCAUCGAUUCGUUUGUUGAGUCCCGUUACAUGAUGUUCAUCAAGUACGCAGCCUUCCACUUGCAGCAGUUGGGCGCCAAGAAGCAGCGUGAGCGUGAAGCCAGAAGUCAGGAGAAGGAGCUGGACUUAAAGGAUAAGGAGAAGAAGCCUGUGCAGAAGGCCAUAGAUAACAAAUUGGCAACGAGAGCAGAGGUGGAGAAAGUAGCGGAGGAAAGUUCCAUGGAGGCUGAUGAGGCCAAGAAAAUCGUUGAAAGCAUCACAGAUUCCAUCACCAGUGGGGAGAAACAGGAGUUGGAGGAGAGCACCAAAGAGAUCGUGAAGAAGGCAGCUCUGGCUGUUGGUUCUCUGAAGGAAACGGAAUUUGAUGUGCGGUUCAACCCCGACGUGUUCUCUCCCGGCGUGCAACACGCGAGUCCAGACGGGCAGAGUCUCAAGAAGGAGCGGCAGCUGGUGAAGGACGCAGCGGAUUUCCUUGUCACAGCACAGAUUCCAACUUUUAUCCGAGACUGCCUGGACCACUCCGGAGCUCCCAUGGAUGGUGUCACACUCUCUGAAGGCAUGCACACGCGAGGUAUCAAUAUCCGGUACCUGGGCAAGAUAGCCAACAUGCUGGCCAAGGUGAAGCAACUGGAGUACCUGCUGAACAUUGCUGUGGCGGAGUUGAUCACACGGUCGGCCAAGCAUGUGUUCACCACUUACAUGCAGAGUACAGAGCUGAUGAGCUUAUCUGCUGCUAUCAGUCACUUCCUCAACUGUUUCCUGUCCUCCUGCCAGAUGCCACACCCAGUGCAGGCUGCUGAUGAGGUAUACAGUUACAGAGCAAGACGUCGAAAACGACGCAAUAAACGAAAGGGUCGGAUGAAUGCGUUAUUGUCGUCGGACAGCAAUGAGUGGACGAACCUCACGCCGAAGAGUCUCUUCCAGCAGAUCCGAGGUGACCUGAAGGCCUACUACGACUGGGAACUGACGGCUGACUCCAUGGACGCCACCCUCGAGCAGUACUCACUACAAAAAAUCUCCUUGCUGAGGUCAUUUUGCCUUAAGACUGGUGUACAAAUAUUACUACGAGAGUAUUCAUUCGAUGCCAAAAAUAGACUAACGUUCUUUGAGGAGGACAUUGUCAACAUUUUCCCCGUAGUCAAACAUAUCAAUCCAAGAGCGAGUGAUGCUUUCAACUUCUACACGACGGGCCAGAGCAAGAUCCAGCAGGGCUACCUGAAGGAGGGCUACGAGUUGAUCAGUGAGGCGCUGAACCUGCUGAACAACGUGUACGGCGCUAUGCACCCGGAGAUCGCGCAGUGUCUGCGCAUGCUCGCAAGGCUCAACUACAUCAUGGGCGACCACGCGGAAGCGAUGGCGUAUCAGCAGAAAGCGGUGCUCAUGUCCGAACGAGUCAAUGGAAUCGAUCACCCGUACACCAUCACGGAAUAUACUCACCUGGCCCUCUACUGCUUCGCCAACAGUCAGAUCAGUACAGCCCUCAAACUGCUGUACCGAGCCAGAUACCUGGCGCUGCUGGUGUGUGGGGAGAACCACCCGGAGAUAGCGCUGCUGGACAGCAACAUCAGUUUGAUCCUACAUGCAGUUGGCGAGUAUGAGCUGUCGUUGAGGUUCCUGGAGAAGGCGCUGGCACUCAACAUCAAGUUUUACGGACCCAAGUCAUUGAAAGUAGCUGUGAGCUACCAUCUAGUGGCACGGACACAGAGCUGCAUGGGCGACUUCCGGUCGGCGCUCAACAACGAGAAAGAGACAUACGCCAUAUACAAACAACAGCUGGGAGAGGAUCACGAGAAGACAAAGGAGUCGUCGGACUGCCUGAGACAUCUGACACACCAGGCCGUGGUGCUGCAGAAGAAGAUGAAUGAGAUCUACACAGGCAAGCCGGGUGUGGGUCUGCCCCCCAUACAGAUCCAGCCCCCCAGCAUGGGCAGUGUCCUUGACAUGCUGAAUGUCAUCAACGGCAUCCUCUUUGUACAAAUUAGCCAACAAGAUAUCGAGAACUUCAAGGCUGAAAUAGAGAAGCGACAAGCCAAGGAAGAGGAGGAGAAGAGCUCAGCGACUGUGACCGAUGCCCCUUCCCCUACCCACAACCAGAACCCGACUCCUUCCCCGACCCCAGCUCUGCCCGAGAGUUGAGCGACCCCCUUCCCCCGCGUAGAUAACCUGUAGUGUCCACUUUCGAACUCAAUAUUUUUGUACAAUGACAGACGGUGGUUGGUCUUGAGGUGUCGGUUCGGAAAUUCGUGAGAGGCGUCAGCGCUGCAGCCUACUUACGGCUUUUGCCGGCAGCAAUAAUUUUGUUUGAACUGUUAUAUCACUGUAUCGUACCUUUUACAGUUUAACGUUAUUGUUGGAAAAUUGUUUUUAUUCACGAGUCACUCAUUGUUGAAAACUGAUCGGACCAACAAUAGCAAUGUUGUUUUGUCCUGUGUACGCUUUUCAGGUGAUAAAAUAGUCAAUGCAUAAUGACCUCAAAAAUGGUGGCAAAUGUUAGCUUCAAAUCCAAAUAACAGUGCGACCCUUUAAAGGAGUUGUACGUAUCAGUUGGUUUGCAGGAAAUGUCCAUAAUUUUUGUUUUAUUACUUUAGUUUUCAAACUUUUUAAAAUACCUGUUAAAUUCUCACAUCUUUUGUGUAGAUUGUACUGUAAAUUUUAUUAGUUUACAAGUUUAUUAGCAAGUUUUUGGCAGUCAGACAAUGGAAUAAAUCACGUGCAUCUACAAGUAUUUCUUGCAAGCCAACUCUUACAGUUAUGCCAGUUUUCUUAAUCGAUGUCAUUAUUUAUUACUGCUCAUUUGCAAAUGGCCUUUUAUAACUUGGUUUACUAGUCUUUGUUAGAGUUUGUUUAUUAAAAUAAAGUUAUUUAUUGUUAUUGUUUCUGAUCUAUAGUAGAUGCUGCACUGCUUGUGACUAUAUUUUCUAGUAAAUUGUUUUAUCGGUGUUUAUUAUUGUACUAUCUAUACAAAUUAUAUUUUGUAGUGGUUCAAUUUACUUAAUUUUUAUUAUGUAUUAUUUAUAUAUAAAAUAAAGUGUGAGAUCAUGUUAAGAUAAAUUAUGUGUUACCACACUAAAGAAAUCGUCGGUAAAAAUUUUGAAUCAAACUCAUUGUUAUUGCUGUAUUUAUUUUUUAUACGCAAAUUUGUUCAACAAAAAAGGCAUUCUUGUAGUUAAUAAUAAUAUAUACAAUUUCGUCAAAUAAAUUAUUAAUUUAUUGUCUUUGUUGAAUAAAAUAUUGAUUACUUUAUUUGUAAAAGAGAGUAUUUUUUCAUUUUAUUUAUUUGAUAUUAUAUUACGUUUUCCCCAUAUAUUUACGUUGAAAUAAAUAGCAUAUGUAAAAACCGAAUAAUAUGUCAUUGUUAUAGAAUGAUUGAUUAGAAUGCCAAUUUAUUGUAGGUAUUAUAGGAAGGUUUUUGAUUGUUUACGUAAUAUGUACAAUGCUACAUGUUUGUUGUAUUGUAUCGUAACUAAACAAUACAGGUACUCCUGAAACAUGAUUAUUUGAAGUAUUGGCAAAUAUACAGAAAUUGUCAUUUACGAAUAGUUUUAAAUAUUAUAAUACGUAUUUCUGUUCAUUCGAAAAGACAGACUGUUGUUGAAGAGUUUUUGCACAACUGUUAUUUAAACGGGAAUAUUCACCUUUGGUGAACUGAGAAGGAUCUAUUUUCAUAAUUUGAGGAGACACAUUAAUGUACAGAUAUACUAAAAACUGAACCCAUGUACUGACAGUAUCCAAUCAGAUUUUUGUACAGUUUUUUGUUACUUAUACUCUGUUUUUUUGUUAUCUUGAUCGUUGUUCAUGGCUUGUGUUGAUGUUAGUCAAUUGUUCUAUAAAUAAAUAUUUGAAAAUAAUGUUUUCCAUAAACAUAAAAGUAAUAAAAUAUAUCCUACUGAA